UGCGGCAGGGUGCAGCCGACUGCAGAAGCGCGGGAGACCGCGUCGCCAGCCUGCCGGUGCCCUGCGCCCCGCCGCGCCCCCGCGCAGCCGUCGAGAUGGGGGAGUCAAGCGAAGAUAUCGACCAAAUGUUCAGCAGUCUGCUGGGAGAGAUGGAUCUUCUGACCCAGAGUCUAGGAGUGGACACUCUCCCUCCUCCUGAUCCUAAACCACCCAGAGAUGAAUUCAACUAUAGUGUGGGUUUCAAAGAUCUAAAUGAGUCCUUAAACGCACUGGAAGACCAAGAUUUAGACGCUCUCAUGGCGGAUCUGGUGGCAGACAUAAGUGAGGCUGAGCAGAGGACAAUCCAGGCACAGAAAGAGUCCUCUCAAGGCCAGCGUCACUCGGCGUCUCUGGGGACACCGAGCUGCAGCAGCGUGGCCUCUCUUGCUUACGGAGCGAAUGCCGCAGCCACCAGUAGCAGCGAGUACGAGAAUGACUUACCUCCCCCGCCUGCUGACCCUGUGAUAGACCUUCCAUUGCCACCACCACCCCCCGAGCCGCUCUCUAAGGAAGAGGAAGAAGCCCGGGCCAAAGCUGAUAAAAUUAAGCUGGCGUUGGAAAAACUGAAGGAGGCCAAAGUUAAGAAGCUGGUGGUCAAGGUGCACAUGAAUGACAAUAGCACCAAGUCACUGAUGGUGGAUGAGCGGCAGCUGGCCCGCGAUGUUCUGGACAACCUUUUUGAGAAAACUCAUUGUGACUGCAGUGUGGACUGGUGUCUGUAUGAAAUGUACCCGGAGCUACAGAUCGAGAGGUUUUUUGAAGACCACGAAAAUGUUGUUGAAGUCCUAUCAGAUUGGACAAGAGACACAGAAAAUAAAGUACUGUUUUUGGAGAAAGAGGAAAAAUAUGCCGUAUUUAAAAACCCCCAGAAUUUCUACCUGAAUAACAAAGGGAAAAAUGCAGGCAAGGAGAGCAAUGAGAAAAUGAAUGCCAAGAACAAGGAGUCCUUACUCGAGGAAAGCUUCUGUGGCACGUCCAUCAUUGUACCUGAACUUGAAGGAGCUCUGUAUCUGAAAGAAGACGGAAAGAAAUCCUGGAAACGGCGCUAUUUCCUCUUACGGGCUUCUGGAAUUUACUAUGUCCCAAAGGGAAAGACGAAGACAUCUCGCGACCUGGCCUGUUUCAUACAGUUUGAGAAUGUCAACAUUUACUAUGGAACUCAGUGUAGAGCGAAAUAUAAAGCACCCACGGACCACUGCUUCGUUUUAAAGCACCCUCAGAUUCAGAAGGAGUCUCAGUACAUCAAGUACCUCUGCUGUGAUGACGCAAGAGCUCUCAACCAGUGGGUCAUGGGCAUACGGAUUGCCAAGUAUGGCAAGACGCUCUAUGACAACUAUCAGCGGGCCGUGGCGAGGGCUGGACUUGCCUCUCGGUGGACAAGCCUGGGGACCGUCCCCACAGCGACUACAGCUCAGCCUCCCACAGGACCUAAAGCAGGUGCCUCCCAGCCCAACGGUCAAAUCCCCCAGGCUGCGCACCGUGUCAGCACCAUUCUCCAGGAGGCCCAGAACCAUGCUGAGACCAACAAGGAGCGGAGGCCACCCCCGGGCACCCACGACCCCGCCGCGCCCCGGCCGCCCGCCAAGGCGCACCUGCCGCCGCCGCCCCCCGCGCGCCGCUGCUCCGACGCGGCCAGCGGCCCCAGCCCGGCGCCCCGGGCCCCCGACUUCCCGCCGCCGCCGCCGGGCUGGGCCGAGGCGCCCCCCGACUUCCUGCCGCCGCCCCCGCCGCCGCCGCCCGACCUCGGCGAGGCGCCCCCCGACUUCGUGCCGCCCCCGCCGCCGCCGCCGCCGGACCCCGCGGGCUGCGCGCCGCCGCCGCCCCCGCCGCCGCCGCCCCCGGCCGCCACCGCCCCCGCGCGCCCCGGGCCCCCCGCCGCCGCCGCCAGGAAGCCCCCCGCGCCCCCGAAGAGGGCGGAGCCGCCGGGGGCGGCCGGGGGCGGCGGCGAGCAGGCGUUCAUGGCCGACCUGAUGAAGGCGCUGCAGAAGAAGAGGGGCCACGUGUGCUAGGCCCGCCGCCACGCGUGUCCGCGACGGGGCAGGCGACACGGCUGUCCCCAGGGCCGUGCGUGGCCGCCCGGGCGUCCACGGGGCCUCCUGUGGGUGCGUGCACCCGCGGGCGACUGCACCUCCCCUCCCGCGUUUGGUCUUUAACGUGCACUUGCUGUAUUGUGCUUCCAGGCAUCGGAUUUUAAUAAUAAUAAAGUUUUUCUGCAGAAAACUGGCUAGAGCUACCCUUGGGGACCUUCAGUGUGCUAGCGACGCCGGGUCAGAAAUAGGCCACCUGAACAGUGCCUUGUCCACCACUCCCUCAGGGGCCUUACGAACAUUCGGUAAAGUUCCAUGAGGAAAAUAUGACAAGCCCGGCGUAGAGUUCUUUGGGACUUGUUGGUUGGUUGGUUGGGCUCCUGGAUUGUAUUUUUUCAAAUGGUGGCAUAAUAAAAUAAUUGAAAACAUGGUUACUUCAGUUUUAGACUAAUGCAAUGUUAACUAUCCUAUAAAUAAAAAUAUAGGACCAGGAAAAGACAACUAUCUAUCUGUACUCCCAACACACACACACACACACACACACGGGAGAGAGUUCUUCAGAAAGUUCAUGGAAAGAUCACAUGAAAAUAUUUUGUUUGUUUUGGUACAAAAAACAUUGAAAGCUGUGCAUUCGCGGGAUCUUAAGGUACACAUGUGUAUUACGAAAAACUGCAAGGAUUUCAAAAAAUUUUUGCACAAAAUAAACUUUUUAAUUCCAUUUUUCCACACACUUUCUGACAUGCCCUUGUAUUCUUCAACAUUAGCGUGCAAUUUUAACAGCCAGUUCCGGCUGGGUUCCUGUCAUGCCAAUCCCUGCCCUAACUGGUUGCUACUGAAGUAGACUGGCACUUAGGUUAAAGUUGAUUAGGUUUGUGAGCCGGAAGGCCACGCCUUCGCCACGCCCCUGUGUGACCCCAUGCCCCUACCUGGCCACACCUGAGCACCCACCCGCCAAUCAGGUGCACUAACCACUCCUCUUUGAAAGUGGAUUAAAGGCCUGGGACAGGGUGUGUCCGGCCCGUUUCCUCCUUUUUCCUUGCCCUGGCCUCUUGCCAGCAGGAGGCUGGCUGCAGCCCUGCACACCGAGGGCCUGUGGCCUUCAGGUCACCCACCUCCUGCUUGCUGGCCUGUUUGCUCUUCCACAUGGCUGAUUCCUGGUACUCGAUAUGAACCCAGAUCUACCUCUCUCUUAUAAUUAAAGCCCUUAUUCUCUUAUGCAUCUUUCGCACUAAAUAAAAGCUUAAAAUGCACCAUGCUGCCUCGUUCAUUUAUGCCGGUAUUCAGAAUUUUUCUCUGAAUAUUAAGCUAGAACCCACACGGGCUUAUUAACAUUGAGAACUUAAUAGGCACAGGAGAUAUCACGUGGCACCCCAGAUGGGACUUUUGGGGAACUUUCAGGGGCCGCAUUUCAUACGUAUUUUAGGGGGCCAAAUUCCGAUAACAUAUAUGGCACCUAGGGUGGGACUUUGGGGGAAUUUAAGGAGCCAAAUUCCAGUAUUGUAGGGGGGUCCAAUUCCGAUAUCAUUAUUAGGGCAGGGCGUUUAGAUUUUCUUAAUUUCACUUUCACAGUUUAUUUCUGGUUUUGUUUCGUGUUGGAAAUUCCUCCAAAUCUUAAAGUGGAUAGGAAAUAAAUAAUAAAUAUGACAUGCUUUUUAACUAAAGGUGAUUAGUCUUAUGUUUGAAUAAUUGGGGAAAGCUCCAAGAUGACAAUUUAAAAAGUUCAUUCUUUUUUAAAAGAUUUAUUUAAACGGCAGAGUUAGAAAGAGAGAAGGAUAGAUAGAUCUUCCAUCCACUGGUUCACUCCCUAAAUGGCCACAAUGACCAUGGCUGGGCCAGGUUCAAGUCAGGAGGAGAUUCAAGUGAGUCUCCCACGCAGGUGCAGGGGCCAGGCCCUUGACCCAUCUUCCCAGGCCAUUAAUAGGGAGCUGGACUGAAAAUGGAGCGGCCAGGAUUCAAACCGGUGCCCAUCAGGGAUGCCGGCAUUGCAAGCUGUGGCUUAACCUGCUAUGUCACAAUGCUGGCCUCUUUGAAACCAAACUAUUCAAACGAUUAAAACUGCUAAGAUGCUCUUAAAUUUUUCUCAAGCACGUCCUUGUAACAGGAUAGAAUCUAUUAGGGAAGGUCUGAUAGCAUCUAAUGGGGUAGAUUCUCAUGUGAAAUACUCUUCUGUUUGUCUUAUUUUAUGAUGUUCUUUUGAUAUCAGCAUGCAGCAAGAAAAACAGUUUUUCUGACAUCUGAUUAAAUCCUGGUAGCUGAACAGAACUCUGGAGCCAUACAGCAAGUGUGAUAGCAACCUAAUUUCACUGGAGGCUGAUGGGGAGAUCCCCAGCCCAGUGAGGAGGGGUGAAACAGGAUGUCCCUGGCCCCGCAGCCUUGUCCAGGUUUAAUCUGGUAGAUUGAUGAGGCAGUAACCAAGGCUCAAGACAGAAGAUCCUCCAUCGUUACCCUUACCUGCAUCAAAAUUACCUUCUGGGUUGAAGACCAGGAAAUGCAUUUAUGUUUGAGAGGAGUAAUUAAGCAUCUAGGAAGAGGAUAAUAAAACAGUGCUUUGCUGAGUUUAUUUCAAGGUACAAAAAGCAUGAUAGUACUUCACAGUUGUAGCUAUAGAAGGGAGCAGAAAUGUCAUCCCCAGCAGACAGCCACAGACUCUUGAAAACGAGGGGACCCUUGCGAUGACCCAGCCCACCCAGUCAGGUAGGCUUCUGACGAUGGAACAAAACCAAUGGGAGUAAACGCAAUCAAAAGGGAGGCAUUUAUCACGCGAUUCAGAGGCAGGGGCCCGGAAGCCCCAGGUUGAACAUGCACCUACUAGGUGUAGGGGACCUUUAUUUUUUUCUGCAAAGGGCCACUUGGAUAGUUAUAACAUCAUCGACGGGCCAUACAAAAUUAUCAACUUAAAAAUCAGCCCACUUUGUAUGCAUUGAAUUUCAAGUCCCGUCCGCAGUUGCCUUGGCAGGGCCAGACCAAAUGAUUGUACGGGCCUUGCAUGGCCCACGGGCCGAACAUUCCCCACCUCUGAGCACUCAGGAGGGCCCACACCAGGUUCCUGAAUCUUCACUGAGCCCUCAUUUCUCAUCUCUGCUCCUGCCCAGAUACUCCCUCGGGGUCUCUCUUUCGGCAGCAUGGUUAAAUUUUUGCAGUAUCACCCAAUUUCUCAGUGGCUAGGAUGGAAGGCAUUCAACGCCUCAAUUCCGGAGAGACGGACUGUCUCUUGCCUCACCUGGAAAACUCCCUGAAGGAGCCCCACGUUGGUCUUGAGGAGUUGAGGUCAUUCCUCCCCAACCCACCUGUAGCCGGAACCUGACAAA
Molecule: messenger RNA, 5374 nt
Organism: Lepus europaeus (European hare)
Lineage: Eukaryota; Metazoa; Chordata; Mammalia; Lagomorpha; Leporidae
Gene: APBB1IP
Product: amyloid beta precursor protein binding family B member 1 interacting protein
Exons: 14
Coding region: 96-2048 (650 amino acids)
Biological process (GO): signal transduction
Cellular component (GO): cytosol; plasma membrane
Source: RefSeq, a predicted model, not a curated record